Osmia bicornis bicornis is the source of this 1317-nucleotide messenger RNA. RefSeq names its product odorant receptor 13a-like. Gene Ontology annotation, molecular function: odorant binding; olfactory receptor activity. Gene Ontology annotation, biological process: detection of chemical stimulus involved in sensory perception of smell; sensory perception of smell. Gene Ontology annotation, cellular component: plasma membrane. The record is from RefSeq and is a predicted model, not a curated record. NCBI's taxonomy places the organism in Eukaryota, Metazoa, Arthropoda, Insecta, Hymenoptera, Megachilidae. The transcript is spliced from 4 exons. The coding region runs from base 105 to 608 and encodes 167 amino acids.
UAGAAAAGCUUACUUAUCAAAGAAGAAAGAAAUUUCAUCUUAACAUUGUUUAGAAUUAAAUUUAUCAUUUGCAGAUACUUCAUCUAGAUUGUCAUAUCGACGUUAUGUGUAAAGUGAUAUUGGAUGAUCCUCUCAAAAAUAAGGAACAAAUAAACUUUUUUAUCAGCAGGCAUAAAGAAAUUAUUCUAUUUGCAGACAGAAUUGAGAAACUUUUUACAUAUAUAACUCUUAGCCAACUUACGUCGAACACUCUGAUCACUUGCUGUUUGGGAUACCUUAUUGUAAUGUCGGUACAUACUGAGAACGGACUGUUUCUACUAAUUAGAUCUGUAUUUUUCUACGUUGUUAUUUGUUUGGAAAUAUUCAUAUACUGUUUUUCUGGAGAACAUCUGAAUACGAAGAGUAAACUAAUUGGGGAUACAAUAUACGAAACUGACUGGUAUGAUUUGCAUCCGAGUGAAAGGCGACUUUUGGUACUUUUGAUUUUAAGAUCUCAAAAAGGAUUUAUGUUUACUUGUGGAAAAUUUACCACUCUUUCAUUGGAAAGCUUUACGAGCAUUAUGAAAAUUUCGGCAUCCUAUGUGUCAUUUCUUCUUGCAAUGUCCUGAAAUGUGAAAUUCACAAAUAGUAUAUGCAUAGUUUUCUUUCAUAUAGAUAAAUCUAUAAAUACUUCACCUGGUAAAAUUUCAUUUAAUAAACAUUUACUAUGAUGUAAAUCCACUUACAUAUAAAUGAAACUAAGCUUAUCAUCUGUAAGACGAUAAUUAACCACAAUAAACUACACACGCGCAUAUAUCAAACAGAUAGACGUUUCACUGUCUUCAGUUUGGUAAAGUAUUAAGUGACACUUAGGUAUUCAAGUUUAAGUUUCCUAAUACGACGUUUCCACUAGCGAUCUAAUAAAUUGUUGAUCCCUCUGAUUUACUAUGCAGUUGCGUGUCGUAUGCACAUGGUACCCUAUAUUUUUCACGGAAAUCAUUUAUCAUUGCAACAAAGUUCAAAUUGUGAUUUCAACAAUUCAGCCCUCGAUUUCUGCUGUACCCACGGAAUCGGUACUUUAUUAUUUGCAAAAUUUAUGUGGAAAAUGCAAUUGCAACGCGACAGCUGCCAUAAGCAUGUGCAUCACGCAAUAAGUUUUUUCGAAGCGUUCAGUUUAUCGCAGAUCGUUGUUCAAGCACGUUGAUCGUUCAAGAAUCCGCUACUGGUGACAGUAGUGAUACCAGUGAAAGAAAAACAGAAGAUGGUUCGUGUUUAAUAUGGGCCAGUGAAUUGUAAAGGAAAAUUUGAGAGGAUAAAGGCAACGUAAGAACAGUUUUG